CAUGAUUAUGUCUCAAAGUCGAUGGGACAGAAAGACUUACUUUUCAAUCAAAUCCGUCGAUAAACAGGCGUCAAUGUCUACUCACUUUCCAGCACUGACCGCAAACACAGCAUCUCGUCGUCUCAACUGAUGCAAAACGACUUCACCAGAACCAGUUCCACUGAUCCCGCUCCACCCACCUACCACCACUUUUCCUCUUCCCCUCCUCAACCUCCACAACAGUGCCCUCCCUCUCCAAACAUGGAGACAGUGAAUCUCUUAUCUGACUUGGACAACCCAAAACCGGACCCCGAAUCAAGCAGCCCAGAAAGGAAACAACAACCACCUGCACCUUCACAAGACCACCAACAUCACGAACACGACGAGCAAGACCCAACUCAUCCCCGCCCACCCAGCUCCACAGGCACGGAAAUCCCAACCAGCGCCCAACAGAAGCUCCCGUCAUCAGAAGACGACAUGCUCUCGGACGACCCAGCAGACAUGAUCGCCGACUUUGACUGGGAGCACCUAGCCGAGCGCUAUCACGACGCCAUCAGAGACUGCGACGCACGGGAGACGGAGCUGUUGCAAGAAUGGGAGAGCUUGAUGAAUUUCUUUAGAAUAUGGGCUGAGGCGGGACAUGCACACGAGACGGAUCGAACAUAUCACCGACUCCGCACACGCAUGACCUACGUCCAACACGCGGAAGAAAGCCUAGAAAAGAAGAGGCAGCACUACAUCCAAGUCGUCGAGGCCUUCCAGCUUGCGCUGCAGUUGCUCCAGACUCCUGUUUUGUGAGACGCUCAUGCUGGCGUAGGCGCGUUGCUGUUGUUAUAUGACGAACAAACGAUGACGGGGGUGGGAACAGACUGUCAUAGGGGCAUGUUGGGGAGAUGUAAUAUCUUCUAGCCCCUUGCGAGACGGCAUUGUCGACUGGAGGCCGAGAUGGAGUAGACCGUGUCUCUAUGGGCGACCUUUAUCAAUCGGGAGGAGAGCUCAGGAUAUACAUGUAACGACACCAAAACAUCAUCACGUAAUACCCUCCAACAGUAACUGAG
Westerdykella ornata is the source of this 1037-nucleotide messenger RNA. RefSeq lists its product as uncharacterized. The record is from RefSeq and is a predicted model, not a curated record. NCBI's taxonomy places the organism in Eukaryota, Fungi, Ascomycota, Dothideomycetes, Pleosporales, Sporormiaceae. Bases 130 to 777 code for a protein of 215 amino acids. The transcript is spliced from 4 exons.